CACAAAGUUCAUAAAUAAUUAACUUGCUCUCUUUGUCGUAGCACUAUUUUCCUUUCCUAGCUGAGAGUUCCCUAAUAUGGAUACUACACAGAGAAAUGAAGCUCCAAUGAGGGAGGGAAACGAAGACGUGGCUGCUAAGUUCAAAGAAUCAUCGGAAAUCAUUGUUAUAUAUCUCAACCUUCAGCUUUCUCUCAUUUCCUUCUUCAAAGAUGAUAAAGCCGGUCAAGAUUUCUUCGCAACCCACCCCAAUGUUGUGAUGGCUAUGGUUUUCUUUAUUCAGCUCUUGUUCUUUGUGGGGCUUCUGGGAACAAUGCUUCCCGGCCAGGUCUCGAUGAAGAUCCUACGGUGGAUCAUACUAGUUCUUGGAGGAGUGUCCUCUGUUUUGGUUCAGACUAUGAUGAUAUAGUCACCAAUUGCUUGCUUAUGAUUAAGGUUGUUACCAUGAGCUCUUUAAACUCUUUGUCUCUUCAGCUUUUGGACUUAAUAAAGAAAAUGAGUAUACCAUAGUCUACUCUACCGAAGGAAGCUUAAUUGAGGUAGAUCUACUAAAUUAUAAUAGUAACAUGCUGUGACAUAGUUUCUCAUUGGUGUAGGAGUGAUUCUUGUUGUUGUACUAUUUAGGGAGUGUAUCAAAUAUGCUGUAACUUUGUUUGU
Messenger RNA from Arachis ipaensis, 654 nucleotides. The record is from RefSeq and is a predicted model, not a curated record. NCBI's taxonomy places the organism in Eukaryota, Viridiplantae, Streptophyta, Magnoliopsida, Fabales, Fabaceae.